CACCCUGAUGCUGCGAGCCGAGAGGGAGCUCAGGGCUGGAGCCCAGCAAGACAAGGAGUCUCCGUCCAUACUGAUGAGGAGAGAGGACAGCUCAGCAAAAGGCAACAGACCAGUGGCCUCAGCCCCGGUGCCCGGAUCCCCCUGGUGUGUGGUCUGGACGGACGACGACCGGGUCUUCUUCUUCAACCCGACGAUGCAGCUGUCCGUCUGGGAGCGGCCCGGGGACCUGAGGAACCGCGGGGACCUCAACAGAAUCAUCGAGGACCCGCCGCACAAGCGCAAGCUGGAGGCCUCGGGAGACGACCACAGCGAUGGAUCGGGGUCUGAAGACAACAGCAGUGACCAAAGCGUGAAAACCAAGAGGAAUCGGACCGAAGGCCACGCCAGCCCGGAGCCAGAGGAGGCAGAACGGGGGGACAAGGCCGGGCAAACACCACCACCCCAGAUUCUCCUGCCCUUGGAGGAGCGUGUGACCCAUUUCCGAGACAUGCUCCUGGAGAGAGGGGUGUCAGCGUUUUCUACUUGGGAGAAAGAAUUACAUAAAAUUGUGUUUGACCCACGCUAUCUUCUGCUAAACUCUGAGGAACGAAAGCAGAUAUUUGAACAGUUUGUCAAGACAAGAAUAAAAGAAGAAUACAAGGAAAAGAAAAGUAAAUUGCUGCUAGCCAAAGAAGAAUUCAGAAAACUUCUAGAGGAAUCUAAAGUGUCACCCAGAACCACAUUUAAGGAAUUUGCUGAGAAAUACGGCCGGGAUCAGAGGUUUCGACUUGUGCAAAAACGGAAGGACCAGGAACAUUUUUUCAACCAAUUCAUACUUAUUCUUAAGAAACGGGACAAAGAAAACAGACUGAGACUGCGGAAAAUGAGAUGAGUUGGUGAAAAUUGCAGUAAGACAUGUGGGCCAGUGCUGAGGCUGCGAGAGAGGCUGGGAGAAGAUGCGGGAAGGACGGGGGCUCCCGGGGAAGGCCCUGAGCCAGGCCCACCGAGCCGGCGGAGCUGAUCUGGGGCACUGCGGGAUCGCGACUGUUUCAUAUUGAAGCUCUCUCUUUUGUACAACGUUCAGAGUUUGAUGCAUUUCUAAUUGCCGUGAUAGUCAACCCCUUAAUUGCUUUAAUUAUGCAAAUGACUUGUAAUAUACACAAAUUAUAAAUCCACUGCAGGUUUGUAAUUAAGCAGACACCGAUUCCAUCUAUAACAAUCUCAAGGCAAUUUCAUCAUUUAGGCCAAUUUCCUGAAACUUUUCUGGAAGUCUUUGUGGGUGACUUCAGUUUCCCAGGAGUCCAGUGGUGUUGGGAAUCCCUGCUCCAGUGUCCCGCAGUCUCGUCUCGGUCUGGUUUUCUGCAUCCUGUGAUCGGGUUUUCUUUGUAAAUCAUUGUGUAGCAUAGAUCACUUACAGAUUCCUAGGGGCGAUGGCCCCGCUCUGCUCAGAGGGGCGUCCGGGCCGCAGAAGGGAGACGUCUGUCUGUCAGAGGUCCUACUGAAACAAAGAAUUAUUUUGUACAAAAUCAUCAUAUUAAUACUUGAGUUAUUUUUAUCGUAUGCCCAGAGUGUGCAUGAGAUUUUUCUCAUCAUCUUUGUAUUAAAAAACUUAAAAUUUUUUAAAUUAAUAAAUAUUUUAAACCAGUGUGUUUUUGUGGCUAAGAUUUCCAAUGCAACCUUCAGCGGUAGAAUUGUGCUUCAACUACAUAGAUGCAGUAAAAUAUAUAUAAUUGCAGAUAGGAGCUGUGUAAGUACUCUUCAAACAAAUCUUGAUAGAAAACUUACUAGUUCAAGCAUGGAACAGUGCUUGAUAAACCUUCAACCGAUCAAUUAUAAGUCUUUAAAUUGUUGAACACCCAUUUAUUCAUUUCAAGACUAACAAGCCCCUGUUCAGACACAGUGUAUUUGCUAAGAGACACCCUCACACCUGCCUUCACCCUCGUGACCCACACAGUGACACUUUUGCUAUACAUGUUACAAUGUAACCUCUUCCUCAUGAUAUACUUUGGUCUUCACACCAGUAUAGUUAGCAAAUCACCUUCUAUGAUGGGUUAUUUCUAUGGGUGCCAACGCCAUUCUAUCUGUUUGCUUGCUUGCCUUGUUUUGUUUUUCCAAGUCUGUUCAACAGGUGAGUUUUCCUGAUAAUAUUUGUAAAAUUGGUAGGGAAUGUGUUUCUUAAAACCGUUGAUUCCCUUAGUGCGGGACACUGAUUACGUGCUUUGACUUGGCGGGCCUGGGCUGGGGGACCUGAUCAGCCCCUGGGGAGGGUGGUG
Messenger RNA from Choloepus didactylus (southern two-toed sloth), 2252 nucleotides. Its product is annotated as transcription elongation regulator 1-like protein. The record is from RefSeq and is a predicted model, not a curated record. Gene Ontology annotation, molecular function: RNA polymerase binding; transcription coregulator activity. The coding region runs from base 8 to 871 and encodes 287 amino acids. The transcript has 8 exons. NCBI's taxonomy places the organism in Eukaryota, Metazoa, Chordata, Mammalia, Pilosa, Megalonychidae. Gene Ontology annotation, cellular component: nucleus.